AUCAGAAUUAUGGGCGUGACCUACUUUUAACCACUCCCACUUUUAAUAAAAUGGCCUCCAAGGAAGACCAAACUGGAGAAGAUCAAGACAAGCCAUUGUGUAGAUAUGAUCCGAAUUGCUACAGAAAGAAUCCAACCCACUUUGAGAAUUACAGACACACGAUAGUCAGUUCCAAAGUAGCAGCAGGUUCCUCUUCCAAUGCUCCUAUUGUCCUGGUAGAAGAGGAAGAGGUAAAGGAUCCUCCAUCGAAGAAACUAAAGCCAAAUCCCAAUGAGGAUGACGAUUGUAUUUUAAUUGAGGACAAACCUCUAGAAGAAGCUCCACCUACUGGUAUCACACCCACUUUAUUUUAUUUGACGAAGGUGAGGGGCAUACCUGAUCGGUAUAAUGAUCCUAGAUACACUGUCGGGAUAAAAGAUAUUCUCUCAUCUACUCAUGGCAACUUGAUUGGUUCAGCUCAGUUUAACUACAUGUUUGACAUCAAAUGGUUGCUAGAUCAGUAUCCUGAAGACAAGAGAUCAUUACCAUUACUAAUAGUUCAUGGUUUCCAAGGAAGGGAAUUUGAGUCACUCAGAAUGGACUCACUCCCUCACCCUAACAUCAAACUGUUGCAGGCAAAGUUAGAUUUGUUUGGAACACAUCACAGUAAGAUGAUGCUACUUAGCUAUAAUGAAGGACUACGUGUUGUCAUACACACUGCUAAUCUUAUUCAGAAAGACUGGGAUCAGAAGACACAAGGUGUAUGGAUGAGUCCUGUAUUUCCUAAGAGCACCGUAAAGAGAAGCUGCAAGUUUCAAGAUGAUCUACUGAGUUAUCUUGAUACAUAUACAGGAGCUGCCAUGAAUGAAUGGAAAGAGAAAGUGAAAUCUCAUGACAUGUCAUCAUGCAGAGCACACAUCAUAGCUUCUGUCCCAGGCCCUCACACUGGACUGAAUAUAUUCAAAUGGGGACACAUGAAGCUUAGAAAAGUACUAGAGGAGCAUGGCCCAUCAGCCUCUACCACAACAAAGGACUGGCCUGUUAUUGGUCAGUUCUCCUCCAUUGGCUCAUUAGGGCCUGCUCCUUCAUCAUGGCUGACUUCAGAAUGGCUAACUAGUUUGAGUUCAUGUUGGAAGACAGGCACAGUUAAGACAUUGCGCAGUGAAAUACCAAAAGGAAAACUUCAAUUAGUAUUUCCUACAGUAGAAAACAUUAAGAAUAGCUUAGAAGGAUACAUGGCUGGAGGAUCUGUUCCUUAUGCCAGUCAGACAGCUCUAAAGCAACCUUACCUGACUACCUUCUUUAAUCAGUGGGUUGCUGAAGGUUAUGGUCGUUCAAGAGCUUCUCCUCACAUAAAGACAUACAUGAGAGUGUCUCCUACUUGUGACAGAUUAGCUUGGUUCCUUUUAACCAGUGCGAACCUCUCAAAGGCUGCAUGGGGAGGGUUUGAAAAGAAGGGAACACAACUGAGAAUAAGAUCAUAUGAGAUUGGUGUACUCCUCUUGCCUGAUGAUGAAUCUGGUACACUAAUGGUUGGAGAAAGUUCUUCCAAUAAUAGCAUGCUACCCAUUCCCAUUGACCUGCCACUGACUGAUUAUAAAACAACUGAUAGACCCUGGAUAUGGAAUGAUAGAUAUCUUGCUCCUGAUUGUAAAGGAAAUGUAUGGACUCCUUCUUGAAAUUGGUAUAUGUAUCCGUAACUCAUAUUUAUUUAGUUAUUUCUGUAUUUUAUCAUGUACUCUUGAUUUUAUUGAUGAUGAUGAUAUUGAUUCACUGAAAUAAUGGAUUUGAUUAUAAAGGAGUUUCUGUUUAUUAAGUGUUUAUUAAAAGAAAAA
Amphimedon queenslandica is the source of this 1814-nucleotide messenger RNA. Its product is annotated as tyrosyl-DNA phosphodiesterase 1-like. The record is from RefSeq and is a predicted model, not a curated record. Lineage: Eukaryota; Metazoa; Porifera; Demospongiae; Haplosclerida; Niphatidae. The transcript is spliced from 18 exons. Bases 51 to 1658 code for a protein of 535 amino acids. Gene Ontology annotation, molecular function: 3'-tyrosyl-DNA phosphodiesterase activity; double-stranded DNA binding; single-stranded DNA binding. Gene Ontology annotation, biological process: DNA repair. Gene Ontology annotation, cellular component: nucleus.